GCCGGGAGUGGGAGGAGUGUCUUAAUGGUCCGUGAUCCUUGGAGGAGGGCGUGGGAGGCGUGCUUGUUUGAGGAGGAGGAGGAGUGGGGACACCCAGCCGAGAUUCUGAGGAAGAAUUUGCUGUCAGAGCGAGGCUUGCUAGGAUAGUUCUUUAAGGUUGGCUGUCGAGGAUGAGGAAGAGGCAGGUGAGACGGGUGUGUGUGGUUCUGUCCAAUAAACAACGUCUGGACUGCAUCGUCAGGGUGAGUCCUAUCAGGAUGAGCUCCAUAGGUAGACAGGUGUUGGAUCAUGUGACCUUGAUGUGUGGCGUGAGGUCGCUCCAAAUCUUUGGUCUCGCCAUUUUCCUAGAACAUGAGUAUCUGUUUGUGGAUUUGGACCAGAAUCUGGGAAAGUACUUUGGAAAAGAAUGGAGGAGAACUUCAACGAAGGGCACAUUUCUUCUAUUUCUAAGGGUGCAGCACUAUGUGGAGAGUGUAGAACUAAUCAAGGACAGUACAUCACAAGAGCUGUAUUACAGCGAUCUGAGACGGAAGAUGUUAGAUUCUCUAUGCGACCAGCAGGAGGUGCUGUUCCUCCAGUUGGCGGCUGCGGCGCUACAAGCCGAGAUGGGGGACGCUGAGGAGCAGAUUCUGGGAGACGGGGAUGAGCAAAAUGGAAAAGAGAACACAAUCGUUUCGGAGAAGAAACAAAACCAGAAUUAUUUUCUUCCUGAAGAUUAUUUUCCAUCUUGGCUGAUCAGGCAUCGCGGCCGUGACUUCCUCCUGCAGCACGCCGGCGCCCUGCACGCCACGCUCCGAGGGCUGGCCCGCCCCCGGGCCGUCCGGCGCUUCAUAGAGGACGCCAGCGCCCUGCAGGACGUCCCCGUCACUGUCUACACCCUGAGACAGGACAAAAGGGAUGUGAGAGGGUGCGUGCAUCUCGCUGUGACCUUGAAGGGCUUAUGUGUUCAUCAGGAGGUGGAGGGAAAACUGCACCUCCUGUAUGACUGCACAUGGAAGGAGAUCCACAGCCUCACCUUCAGAGGUAAGAGGUUUGAGGUGCAGACCGGGGGGCGGCUUGGGGUGGUCUCACUGAUGGUGUACUACACCGCCUCCCCCUGCCACUCCAGGCUCCUCCUGCGACACCUGCAGCAGACCCACCGCUUCCAGCUCGACAACCGGAGGACCCAGCGGCCCGACACCGGAGCUCACGUUGGUCAGCUGUACCGGGAGGCGUCCAUCUGUGACCUAGCCUGGCUAGGAGAGAGGCUACGUUGCGCUAGCAGCAGCAGCCUCACCACAUACAUUUCUGAAUACAACAGCGACCACACAACCCCCAAGCCGUCGCCGUUGCCCAGAGACAGGGUUGGAAGACCUCCUGUGAUUGCAGAGGUGGAGAUGUCAGUGGAUGACCCACCAGAGAUUCUGGUGGAUGGUGAUCGAGAACUCCUGGUGGAUGACCCAACCCAGGUCCCGUGGCUUGCAGAUGGUCUUUGUGUGUCGUGGGUGUGGUCAGGCCACCAGUGACCUCCUCCUACUGGGUAGCUGUGUGCCUCCUCUCUUUGUCGAACUGGAUUAAAAAUUAAAAAUUUCAGGGGUUACUAAUUAGUUAUCACCCGUGAUACAUCUAAAUUGGCUUAUCCAGAUAUGACACAGAGCACCUUACUUUAGAAUUGACCGCUCUUACAUCUUACCUAGAACCUCUUUAACAGUGCCAGGAUUAGGGGUUGGACAUAGACUGGGUAGCCCCGCCCAUUCUGCCGGUGAUUUGAGUUCUCCCUGCACAAGGGUCUGGAGAAGAGCAAUACAUUUCUUUCUGCUUCCAAUACGUUUUUGCGGGAGCCAAUCACCAAGUUGGCUUUUCCCCUUGGCGUACUAUUGGCUGGUUUAACACAAUGACGACAGGGCUGAAGAAAAUGACGACAGAUUCCCCAGACCAACAUGCAAUCUACGAUUGAGCUUGGUCUGGAAAUAGCCAGACUAGGUUUGACACCAUAUUGGGACUAACCACGUUCAAACGUAUGCACUCAAAUUGGCAUAUAUUUAUUAUUACACAGGGAUACAAACUAAAUUAUUCUGAUGACCGUGUUAUUGUUAAAUUAAGUUUAAGUAUUAGAUAAGAAAAUGACACUAUGAUGUCAGUCUGUCUGAUGCUGUGGUGGUGUGUUCAUCUCAUUCUCUGCCGUUUGUUUUUCAGAAAUUACCCUGGAAAUGAAAUAUUGGGGUACAAUAGAUGCAUAACAUUAGAUUAAAAUACGUUUAAAUAACUAUUACAAUAGAUUACAUUCAAAACUGUACCAUAGAUUCCUUUGCCAAAGGUUUUCUUUUAUAAUUCCAUUUAAAGACACCAUACAUAAACCACUAUGACGUUGUUUAUGUAUGGGGUCGUGUGUAUGGCGUGGAAAGGCCAGUUUCAUCUUACCGCAACCUUGAAACACACACACCAUUCACAGCGCUUUACAUGGACAGGAAUCACAUUUCUAAAGAAUUAAAAGGGAAAUCGAAAUAGAAAAGGGAAAGAAUUAGAGGCGUUCGUUUUGUACCCAGUAACAAAUAAAGGUUCAACCAACUGAAGUUCAAAUUGAGUCCUUCCUCUGCUCUCUGAAGGUGCUGAAGAAGAAGGUCCUCACUGGGAUAUCUGUGGACUAAAGAAAUGUCAUCCAAUAUCACAAGCCCUGACAUGAUAUUCAAUUCAUAAAUACCCAGCCUUUUAAUCUAUAACUUUAUGAAUCAUGCCAGGUUGUCAUGAUGUUAAUGUUAAUAAUGUUGGUAUGAUUGGCCUGAAUUCUCAAAGGUAAUGUUCAGGCCUGUUUUGACCUUUUCAAAUUUGGACACAUCCACAUGAGAUCAACUCCACCAGGAGUUUAGAUUGAUCAUUAUUACUAUUAAAGUAUUUGAGACAUUUUA
This is a messenger RNA of Gadus macrocephalus (Pacific cod), 2885 nucleotides long. RefSeq names its product FERM domain-containing protein 6. NCBI's taxonomy places the organism in Eukaryota, Metazoa, Chordata, Actinopteri, Gadiformes, Gadidae. The record is from RefSeq and is a predicted model, not a curated record. Gene Ontology annotation, biological process: positive regulation of hippo signaling. Gene Ontology annotation, cellular component: cytoskeleton; cytoplasmic side of apical plasma membrane. Bases 171 to 1505 code for a protein of 444 amino acids. The transcript is spliced from 11 exons.